AUGGAGGAAACCGAACCACCGUUCACUAGCGAGAUAAUGAACGCAAUGAUGCCUCCAAGGUUCCGAAUGCCUCCUACCACGCCCUACUCGGGCUUCGGGGAUCCUACCAAGCACAUGGAAUCCUAUCGUUCGUGGAUGGAGCUCCAGUCAGCCUCCAGACCAAUUAUAUGUCGAGCAUUCUCAAUAACGCUUAUUGGAGCUGCGCGAGGCUGGUAUCGACAACUGAAGCCGAGGUCUAUCAGCUCGUUCGUAGAGCUAAGUAAAGCUUUCCUCACUCAGUUCAUCGUAAGGAAACAACGCAGGAAACCCUCCGCACACCUGCUCACCAUCAAGCAGAAAGAUGGGGAUGCUUUGAAGGACUACAUUCUCCGAUUUAAUGGAGAAGCGAUGCAAGUCAACGAUUACUCGGACAAGAUGGCUCUGGCUACAAUAAUCUCUGGACUCAAAGAAGGAAAGUUCCUAUUCUCGAUAGAGAAAAACCCUCCGACUACAAUGGGAGAGUUUAUGAACCGAGCAGAAAAAUAUUCAAAUGCCGAGGACUUCUUCAGCUCCCGGAAAGGGACCCAUCAUGCAGGAACCUCCUUCCGGGACAAAAAGCGCAAGGAUGCUCCUUUCCAACUGAGCGCGAGCAAAAAGAGGUCAGAUGAGGAUGGAUCCCGUAGCCAAAUACCGAGUAGGAAACCCGAUAGUCGAUUCUGCUCGUACACUCCUCUCAACAAAUCUUUAGAGUGGAUCCUCUUGGAUAUCUAA
Magnolia sinica is the source of this 750-nucleotide messenger RNA. RefSeq lists its product as uncharacterized. The coding region runs from base 1 to 750 and encodes 249 amino acids. The transcript has a single exon. Lineage: Eukaryota; Viridiplantae; Streptophyta; Magnoliopsida; Magnoliales; Magnoliaceae. The record is from RefSeq and is a predicted model, not a curated record.